UUGACAAACACCAUUAAACCUCAGAGGAAGAAGUUCAGUUUCACCGCGCUCCUGUUGUUUUGUCGUGAUGCUGAUUUAAUACAAACUGUUAGAAAUGUUUCUGUUAAUAUAAAAAUACAGUUUUUGAAUCAGGUCAGUAAAUCUCUGUAAUAUUCUCAUCCUCACAGUCGUGACUAAGUGUUGAAGCAGGAAUAUCUGGAGGAGUAUCAUCUGAACUGAGAUCUACUGUGAAGAUGGUGUUUGUUAAAGAGGAGAGUGAGGAGAACACGAGUGAACCAGAAACAUGGAGAAUAAAACACGAGGAACCAGAAACCUGGAGCAUAAAACACGAGGAACCAGAAACCAGGAGCAUAAAACAUGAGGAACCAGAAACCUGGAGCAUAAAACACGAGGAACCAGAAACCAGGAGCAUAAAACAUGAGGAACCAGAAACCUGGAGCAUAAAACACGAGGAACCAGAAACCUGGAGCAUAAAACACGAGGAACCAGAAACCUGGAGAAUAAAACACGAGGAACCAGAAACCUGGAGAAUAAAACACGAGGAACCAGAAACCUGGAGAAUAAAACACGAGGAACCAGAAACCUGGAGAAUAAAACACGAGGAACCAGAAACCUGGAGAAUAAAACACGAGGAACCAGAAACCUGCAGAAUAAAACACGAGGAACAAGGAGGCCUGAUGAAAGUGAAAGAAGGACAAGAUCUGAAUGAGGAGGAGAAGAAACAUCAGUGUCAGAAAGAUCAUGAUGUCAAUGCUGGAGAAAAAUCAGUGAGUUGCAGCAUUCAAAUAACAGACGUCAAAAGGCCUUUCAGCUGCUCUCAGUGUGGGAAGUCUUUCACACGUAAAGAAAACCUUAAGAAUCACAUGAGAAUUCAUACUGGAAUAAAGCCUUUUACCUGCUCUCAGUGUGGAAAGAGUUUUACAACGAAAAGGCAACUUAAGGUUCAUUUGCAUAUUCACUCUCAGAAAAACCUUUCAGCUGCUCUCAGUGUGGAAACUCUUUCAGAUAUAAACAAAACCUUAAGAAUCACAUGUUAAUUCAUGCUGGAAUAAAGCCUUUUACCUGCUCUCAGUGUGGAAAGAGUUUUACAACGAAAAGGCAACUUAAGGACCAUUUGCAUAUUCACUCUCCAGAAAACCCUUUCAGCUGCUCUCAGUGUGGAAAGUCUUUCACAUGUAAAGGAAGCCUUGAGAAUCAUAUGUUAAUUCAUGCUGGAAUAAAGCCUUUUACCUGCUCUCAGUGUGGAAAGAGUUUUACAAAGAAAAGUCAACUUAAGGAUCAUUUACAUAUUCACUCUCCAGAAAACCCUUUCAGCUGCUCUCAGUGUGGAAAGUCUUUCACAUGUAAAGCAAGACUUAAGAAUCACAUGUUAAUUCAUGCUGGAAUAAAGCCUUUUACCUGCUCUCAGUGUGGAAAGAGUUUUACAACGAAAAGGCAACUUAAGGAUCAUUUGCAUAUUCACUCUCCAGAAAAGCCUUUCAGCUGCUCUCAGUGUGGAAAGUCUUUCACAUGUAAAGGAAGCCUUGAGAAUCAUAUGUUAAUUCAUGCUGGAAUAAAGCCUUUUACCUGCUCUCAGUGUGGAAAGAGUUUUACAAAGAAAAGUCAACUUAAGGAUCAUUUACAUAUUCACUCUCCAGAAAACCCUUUCAGCUGCUCUCAGUGUGGAAAGUCUUUCACAUGUAAAGCAAGACUUGAGAAUCACAUGUUAAUUCAUGCUGGAAUAAAGCCUUUUACCUGCUCUCAGUGUGGAAAGAGUUUUACAACGAAAAGGCAACUUAAGGACCAUUUACAUAUUCACUCUCCAGAAAACCCUUUCAGCUGCUCUCAGUGUGGAAAGUCUUUCACAUGUAAAGGAAGCCUUGAGAAUCACAUGUUAAUUCAUGCUGGAAUAAAGCCUUUUACCUGCUCUCAGUGUGGAAAGAGUUUUACAAAGAAAAGUCAACUUAAGGAUCAUUUACAUAUUCACUCUCCAGAAAACCCUUUCAGCUGCUCUCAGUGUGGAAAGUCUUUCACAUGUAAAGCAAGACUUGAGAAUCACAUGUUAAUUCAUACUGGAAUAAAGCCUUUCAGCUGCUCUGAGUGUGGAAAGAGUUUCACACGUAAAACAGACCUUGAGAAUCACAUGUUAAUUCAUACUGGAAUAAAGCCUUUCAGCUGCUCUCAGUGUGGAAAGAGUUUCACAUGUAAAACUAACCUUAAGAAUCACAUGUUAAUUCAUGCUGGAAUAAAGCCUUUUACCUGCUCUCAGUGUGGAAAGAGUUUUACAAAGAAAAGGCAACUUAAGGAUCAUUUGCAUAUUCACUCUCCAGAAAAGCCUUUCAGCUGCUCUCAGUGUGGAAACACUUUCACACGUAAAACAAACCUUAAGCAGCACAUGUUAAUUCAUGCUGGAAUAAAGUCUUUCAGCUGCUCUGAGUGUGGAAAGUGUUUUACACGGAAAGGACAACUUAAUGUUCAUUUGGUAACUCACUCUUCAGAAAGUCUUUCACACGUAAAGGAUACCUUGAGACUCGCAUGUUAAUUCAUAGUGAGGUAAAGCCUUUCGGCUGAUCUCAGUGUGGAUAGUUUACAUUUACAUUAAUAUUUAUUCAUUUAGCAGAAGCUUUUAUCCAGUUCAUCUCAAAUAGGCAAACAGACACAGUGCUUGUAAUACCAAGUUUCAGGCAUUGUUCAAAUAAAUAUGAGCUAGACAGGGAAAGAUUAAAGGAAAGAGAAAAGGCUUCUUUUUUUUUUUUUAAAUAGUGACAAAAAAAGAUGUUCACACUACAAGCGACGCAAUGACAAAGCAACACAAUCCUAUUAAUUUCAAUUGAGAGCCAGCCAUUUCCGGUGACACGAGUGACAGUGACCCGGAUGGAAACAGGAUGUAGGCGUGUCCAGUUUUUACAAUGGAGGAAAUGUUAGUAGAGCUAUGACAACAAUACUCCUGCAUUUAUGAUGUUUCCUCAAGGGACUACUACAACAGAGUGAACAAAGUUCAGAUAAAAACAUAUUUUAACUUAAGUUCUCUUUGGAGUAUUGAUAGUCCAUACUGUCCUCUUCAUGCAAUCCAGGUAUGUGUUCACUGUCAGGAUUUUGUUCAUUUUUGGCCUUUUCUGAUGACAAGACGGCCAGAGUUUAAAAAAAAAAAAAAAAAAAAAAACAGCAUUAGGUAGCCAUUGUUUGUUUACACUCGCAGUACCUUCUGUCAGUCGAUAGUCCUUCCUUCUUGAAGACCGCAUGCACAUUGUUUAAGACGGCAAGCAAUGAAGGGUCAGGUAGCUAUUUGUAGUCUGAAUUUUGCAUCCGAUGACCCCUUAAAAAAAAAAAAAAAAACAUGUCACUUUACAAGUAGUUUGAACAUAAAUGUGUGUUGGAAGUGUGUGUACACAUCCAUCCUAUAAUGAUAAAAAUCCACCCAGUGUUUUUUUUUUUAAAUCCCCUUUUUCAGAUCAGGCCGUUCUAAGAUUCCUGUCAGAAUAACGUAGUUCCGCACAGGCCGCUCCCAUGAUAGUUGAUUGACAAGGCCGUCUUACCUUUAGACCUGCCUUGAAUGAGCUGUCAUCAAUCCGUUAUUGUGUCGACUCCGGUGCAGGGGAAGACCUGAAUGGCUUUAAGAUUAAGAGAUUGAUGUUUUUUUUGUUGGAUGUAAUAAUGAAUAUAGCAGUCGUCAUUUACUUCCGACAUCUGAGCGGAUUAACGCUACUUUCAUUUUUGAAGGGAAUGUGCCAAUCCCGAUCUACAUAAAUACAUCUAUUUUCGCGUGAAUCAUUCAUGAUCCAGCUUCAUCUACAGAAGUGAGUAUAAGGUUUUUUUAUGAAUCCUUGCAAAUCGCCUUUCCUGAUAUGUGAUAGUUAGCAAGUUUCGCGGCUGAAGUUUACCAUCUGCUUGUCACCCCACGAAAGAGAGGGGUGGGAUCAGCAGAGCUCAUUUGCAUUUAAAGCAACUUGGACUAGAAUGGCUUGAUGAAAAACAGAACUGAUUUUGGCAGUGUAAAGAUGGUGUUUUUUACACUACCAUUGAGAAAUUUUAACCAAAAUUUAUUACAGGCUUUUCAUUAAGACCCUAAAGAAUCAUAUUAACUUGUGGAAAAUGGGCAUCCGAUGACCCCUUUAAGAGUCAAAAUAACAUAAUUUGAUUGACUCAUUACACUUUGUUUUAAGAGACCCUUUAGCCUCCCCCCCCCCUCCCCCACACAAACACACAUUAAGACAUUUUCUUUAUAUAGGCCAUAAUUAAGCAGUUAUAAUGUAUCUGCUAUAUGCAUGUGUUGCAUGUAUGUUCCCCUAUUAUGUUAACCUAGUCACAACCCUUUACUUGUAUUAGUUAGACUUUAAACGCCUAUAUUCAAGUGUAUGAGUGUAUUUCUGCUUUAAUAUCUUCUAGAGGUUUCUUUCUUAUCAAUUUGAUGAUCUUUUUAUUCCUCAAACAAUGAUGUACACUAUGUGAUCGUGAAAUGCAUCAUACAGUUUUUAUUAUGCUUUGAAGUAAAACUGCACCAACUCUCCAGACCAGCAAUAAAAAUGCAAAUGGACAAUAAACGGAGACAAAGAAAGUUUCUCCCCCUAAAAAUUCAUGCAUCUGAUUGGCAACUCCACCCAAAAGGUGGGUGCGGCUAUGAACUAUCAAAAGUCUCUUCUUUUUGGGUCUGACACACUCCAAAACUCUCCUCUUGAGUUUAACCUUCUGGCAGUUUUACCUUCAAGUAAUUUUGUGGACUCGCUGUGAACUUUCCUAUCUUCAGAAGAACCAGAGGAAAAUUUUCAGCUCACUCCUAAAGAAAUCAUCAAGAGCCUCUUGUCUACUGCAUCAGGACUCUUAUUCAGCAACAAAAACAAUGCAAGUAACCGUUUACAACUAUUUAGAUGCGUGUUUAAGUUUGAACCCCUUUGAAGGUGAAUUUUGAUUCUCUGAUGAUUCUCAUUUAGGUUGUGGUUAAUUGAUGUGAAAUACUGCCAUUCUUUUGCUCUUCCUUACAUUCCUUCAUUCUAUAUGUAUUUUGCUUAAUUUAGUUGUAUGUUAGCUAUAGUCCCAUUUAUUAAAUCCCUUAUAU
This is a messenger RNA of Onychostoma macrolepis, 5032 nucleotides long. RefSeq names its product gastrula zinc finger protein XlCGF57.1-like. The record is from RefSeq and is a predicted model, not a curated record. Bases 1031 to 2521 code for a protein of 496 amino acids. The transcript is spliced from 2 exons. Gene Ontology annotation, biological process: regulation of DNA-templated transcription. NCBI's taxonomy places the organism in Eukaryota, Metazoa, Chordata, Actinopteri, Cypriniformes, Cyprinidae. Gene Ontology annotation, molecular function: DNA-binding transcription factor activity, RNA polymerase II-specific; RNA polymerase II cis-regulatory region sequence-specific DNA binding.